ACACUCGUAUCCCUGAUCGUCAACCUGUGUGUACCGACCUUCGCCUGUUCUCCGACCAACCUUGUAUUUGUAUGUGAGAAGCCAUGUCUUCAUUGGGACGGAUCAUCUUCUACAUCAUGAUCACACUCAUUGUUGUUUUCUCAGCACUCAUCAUCAUUAUCCUGUCUGUUGCACUGUCAGGCAGUUGGCCUCCGGUGCAGAGCCUCAACAGACUUCCUGUGGCUAACCUUGGCAAAGACCACAUGCUCAGCUGCUUUCUGCCCACAGACAAUGAACAAAGUACACUCAAAGAGGUUUCUGUUACUUGGAGGAAGGAGUUGCUAACUGGAAUCGUUUACCGCUAUGAGGAUGGUUCCGAGAGCAACACCGAGCAGGACUCAUUCUACAGCGGCAGAGUAGAGAUAUUCAGCAAUGUUUUGGUGAAAGGAAACGCCUCACUGCUAUUGAGGAAGGUGCGACGCAGUGAUGCAGGCGAGUACACAUGUUCGCUCAGCCAUUCAGGAGGCAGCGGGAAUGUGAAUAUUGUUCUCAGGACAGCAGGUGAAUAAACUUGACUUUCCUGUUGUACUGUGUUUGCUUCUCUAAUCAAACAUUAGGAACCUGCAAAUGAAAAGUGAGACAGUUUUGCCACUUUUCAAUCUACAAUGUCCUCUAAAUCAACGUUUAAAAUGUGUGUGUGUGUGUGUGUGUGUCUAAGUUUUAUAGACUGGUUUGGGAUGAUUAAAACUAAAAAUGAUGUGAUUGUGAACAUUUCAGUAAAGCUAGGUGACGUAACCAAGGGUGGAACGGUUUAUGAUAUUUGACUGAACCCUUAAUUUUGGGGCGUAAGCACGCAAAAUUCUCUGUUUUUCUGUUUCUCUCAUUUACUCAUUAGGCGAAGUGAUUAUGCACCUGAGAGAAAAAAGUGGAGCCUGUAUUAAUGCCCACUGCUGAAAGGAGACGUAAAACCAGUGGUCAGAUGUGAAGUUUAAAAAAAAAAAAAAAAGGGCAGUGAUGUUUUCUGGCAUGGCGAAAGAUUUUGAGGAAGAACAUGCCAAGUGCGUUUAUGUCUGCUGUAUGGGAGAACGUUGUCCAUCCAUCCAUCCAUCCAUUCAUCCACCUGUCCAUCCAUCUUUUUAACCGCUUAUCCUCACUAGGGCACUCACAUUCACACUAAAAGGCCAAUUUAGAGUCUUUAAUAAACCUAACAUGCAUGUUUUGGGGAUGAGGGAAGAAACCGGAGUUCCCAGAGAAAACCCACGCAAGAACAGGCAGAACAUGCAAACUCGAGACAGAUGGGACUGCGAGACAGGCAAAAAUCAGCAGUA
Molecule: messenger RNA, 1307 nt
Organism: Syngnathoides biaculeatus (alligator pipefish)
Lineage: Eukaryota; Metazoa; Chordata; Actinopteri; Syngnathiformes; Syngnathidae
Gene: vtcn1
Product: V-set domain containing T cell activation inhibitor 1
Exons: 4
Coding region: 84-548 (154 amino acids)
Source: RefSeq, a predicted model, not a curated record